This is a messenger RNA of Gavialis gangeticus (Gharial), 794 nucleotides long. It is a transcript of the gene DTD1, whose product is annotated as D-tyrosyl-tRNA deacylase 1. Bases 165 to 794 code for a protein of 209 amino acids. NCBI's taxonomy places the organism in Eukaryota, Metazoa, Chordata, Crocodylia, Gavialidae. Gene Ontology annotation, cellular component: cytoplasm. Gene Ontology annotation, biological process: tRNA metabolic process. The transcript has 4 exons. The record is from RefSeq and is a predicted model, not a curated record. Gene Ontology annotation, molecular function: D-tyrosyl-tRNA(Tyr) deacylase activity.
UGGCUGCGCAUGCGUGACCCACAACGAGCGUGCACAGGGCGGCGCGGCCCCCUCCCUUCCUACCCCGGAAGCCUUUCCACGUUUCCUCGCCUCGGGUUGGCUGCACUGCUCGGCCAGUAGGCUCCGCCGUUGUUGGCGAGUGGGCGCUAAGGGGCGAGGGCAAGAUGAACGGCGCUCAAGCUCAGGCGUGGAGCAGGCGCUUUGCCACCAUGUACGUGCUGGGCUCAGGGAGUCUGCUGGGCUGCGCCGUCUGCUACGACAGGUUGAGCGGCGAAGGCAACUUGCACCAGAGGCAGCCUAACGUGGGUGGAGAACAAAUAAGUUCCAUUGGACGGGGGAUCUGUGUGUUGCUGGGUAUUUCUUUGGAGGACACUCAGAGAGAGCUGGAACACAUGGUUCGAAAGAUCUUGAACUUGCGUGUGUUUGAAGAUGAAAGUGGGAAACACUGGUCUAAGAGUGUGAUGGACAAGCAGUACGAGGUGUUGUGUGUCAGCCAGUUCACUCUUCAGUGUAUCUUGAAAGGCAACAAGCCAGACUAUCACAUGGCUAUGCCCUCAGAACAAGCAGAGCCAUUUUACAACAACUUCCUAGAACAGCUUAGGAAAGCCUACAAGCCAGAGCUUAUUAAAGAUGGCAAGUUUGGAGCAUACAUGCAAGUGCACAUCCAGAAUGAUGGCCCCGUGACUAUUGAACUGGAGUCCCCUGCAGCCACUGUAGACCCAAAGCAGGUGAGUUGUUGGAAGGCUCUGAUUCAGGGGAAGGGGAAAGGCCUCCCAUUGCACGACAGCACAUAG